AUGAGCCCGUGAGUACGGAAAAAGCUUAGCGGUAGAAAGCUCCCGAGGACGGAACCUGUGUGCCCCGAGCCCACCUCUCCGAGGGGAAAGCGCGGUCCUACCAAGGGGAAGCCCGUCUUUACCGUUACAUCCACAGGCCAGGCCAGCCGCAUCACAGACAGGAUCAAGCCAAUUACAGAGCUGGCCUACGUGACCAACUUGUUGAGCCUCUUGACCUGACCAGUUUUAAUGUUGCCUCCCCAGCACACCACAGCGAAGAAAAGUGCACUGACUACCACCAACAGUCUAGCGGGCGCUGUGAUGUCCCCAUCCUUCAGCAGACUCAAACACCCACACUGCAGGAAGAAGCACUAUCCGAGUAGCACCUACCUCACCCACGUCUGACAGCCAACCAGCAGGAGCAAGGUACAAAACCAGCCCUUGGACCGCCAGGUAGAGGACUCAGCGGGUGAGAGUUGAAAAGCAAAGAUGUCUGGUGUAGUGGGAGGUGAUGAAAAUGGAGGGGCAGCAGGGCAAGACAUGGAGGCGGAUAAUGAGCCCCCACAACUGAUACCACCGUUACCCAAGGGUGACAGUUCAGAACUGGGGAAAAUCGCUGAGGAAGGGGCCUCUCCCUCUGCCAAGCGACUUAGGUUGAGUGAAGAGAACCAAAGGCUUGAUGUGGAGCUCCACCAUGUGCAUGGAGAAGUGGCACAAGCUGAAGGACUGCAGGAUGAACUUAUUCCACCAGUGCAAGCCCCCCUGCCUGGUCAUGAUGGCUUUCCAGGUGCAGAGGAGGCGGAGGAAGACGUUGGGAGUACAGGAGUUGAAGUAGGAUACCAUCAGAAUGGAGACGGAGGUCAUGAAACUCCUCUGGAAGGAGGAGAGAGGAAGCCAGAGGUAGAGGAAGAGGACAACAGUGGAUCUUCUGACAGUCCCAGUGUAGGACAGCACCUGGGCCUUGACUUUACCCAGAACCCCCGGGUGUUGACUGGUUCCUGGGCGGAAUACUCCAGUCUCCCAGAGAACUACCUCAAAGGCUGCAAAUGGGCUCCUGAUGGCUCUUGUAUACUGACCAACAGUGCAGACAAUGUGUUGCGUGUAUACAACCUUCCUCCGGAGCUCUACAGCUACAACUGGGACUUGCUCACUGAGAUGAGUCCAGUGCUAAGGAUGGCAGAGGGAGAUACCAUCUAUGACUACGGCUGGUACCCCAAGAUGAACUCUCUGGACCCGGACUCCUGCUUUUUUGCCAGCAGUAGCCGCGAUAACCCGGUCCACGUGUGGGACGCGUUCUACGGGGAGGUGCGAGCCAGUUUCCGACCGUACAACCAUCUGGACGAACUGACAGCGGCCCACUCCCUCUGCUUCACCCCAGACGGCUCACAGCUCUACUGUGGCUUCGACAAAAUCGUCAGGGUUUUCUACACGGACCGACCCGGUAGAGACUGUGAGGAGAGACCCACCACAGUGAAGAAACAGGGCCAGAGUGGCAUCAUAUCAUGCUUCGCCUUCAGCCCCUGCCUGUCCGUCUACGCCUGCGGCUCCUACUCCCGCAGCGCGGGGCUCUACAGCUGCCAAGACGGCUCCCUCUUGGCCCUGCUGCCGACCAGACACCGCGGAGGCCUCACCCACCUGCUCUUCUCCCCUGAUGGGAACUACCUCUACACCGGCGGGCGAAAGGAUCCAGAGAUACUUUGCUGGGACCUGAGGGAGCCAGGGAAGGUUGUGUUCUCUCUGCAGAGGAAGGUGGCCACCAACCAGCGCAUUUACUUUGACCUGGACCUCUCAGGAAGGUACCUGUUGAGUGGCGACACAGAGGGGAUGGUGUCAUUAUGGGACACCCAAACUGCUCCCCCUGAUGGCAACGAGGAUUUACUGCAGCCUCAGGCGCAAUUCCAGGCCCACAGGGACUGCACCAAUGGCAUCAGUAUUCAUCCCUUCAUGCCGCUACUGGCCACAUCCAGUGGACAGCGUCAGUUCCUGUCGCCCGGAGACAGCGAGGGGGACUCGGCCUCUGACGGCGAGGGAGACCAAGCCAUGAUGUCACCCAAGGAGAUCAGGCAGGACAAUGCCCUGGCCCUGUGGUGGGCUGGACCAAUCGGCCCCGACGCAGAGGAGAGCCAAGAGGAGCGCACACCACCAGCGGAGGAGGCCUAAAGGCCUGCCAUUCAUAGGACCUGACCUUUCCCUGGACCGGACCGAACUGAUUCACACCUGUCAUGAGAUAUUUGUUUUGAGAGUGUUUGGUGUUUAGGGAGCUGUUGCUGUAUAUCACAGGUUAGUUGAGUUGCUCUUGAGAAAAAGAACAAAAAAUGUUGUCUUCUUUUCUUCAAACAGUUAUUGCAGGUUUACAACAUGCUUAUCCAGCCAAAGUUUGUAUGUUAGUGUCUCUUUAACUUAAAAUGGACCUUUGCCUUGAGGCUUCAGUUAAUGCCCCGCUAGUGUCAUCGGCAAAUCGCUAAUGAAUACCCAGAAAAGAAAUAUCGUCGAUAUUUAAGAACAGGGAAAUUUCGAAAGUAUUCUUAGAUGAUCCCCACCCUUACUCAGGUUGAGAUGAGACUCAAACAGAAGAGGGCCUGCCGCCAACAUGGGAAGUGGACUGUCAGUGUUGGCAGUGUCGAGGUUAAAAUCUCAUUCGGUUUCAAUUAAUUCAUACAAGCCACUGCUAAACGAUUGCGCACUCUGUCGUUUUGUUUUUGUUUUUGUUUUUAGCAGAUUUUUCUCAGGAUCUUUUUCUCGUUUUGUAGAAAAUCCAAGGGCAGCAUGGUGGCGCAGUGGUUAGUGCGGUUGCCUCACAGCAAGAAGGUCCUGGGUUCGAGCCCUGGGGUAGUCCAACCUUGGUGGUCGUCCCGGGUCAUCCUCUGUGUGGAGUUUGCAUGUUCUCCCCAUGUCUGUGUGGGUUUCCUCCGGGUGCUCUGGUUUCCUCCCACAGUCCAAAAACAUGUAGGUCAGGUGAAUCGGCCAUACUAAAUUGUCCCUGUAUGUGUGUGUGUGUGUUGGCCCUGUGAUGGACUGGCGGCCUGUCCAGGGUGUCUCCCCGCCUGCCACCCAAUGACUGCUGGGAUAGGCUUCAGCAUCCCCGCGAUCCUGAGAGCAGGAUAAGCGGUUUGGAUAAUGGAUGGAUGGAUGGAUGGAUAGCAAAUCCAAUUCCUGGGUGGUUUUAAUUGAAAGUGAAUGAACCCUGACCCCCAACAUGUGGCAGCCCAGAUAAUUCAUACUGCACCUUCAGUCUGCAUUGUUGUUGUGGGAGCAUGUUUUACCUGUUGGUGGCUGCAACGCUGCCCUGCAGAUUCCUAGUUGCUAUAGUCACAGUAAGUGCCAUUCGUUUUGGAGCUUUGUAAAGCAGUUAAUGGAAUCCUUUUGUUUUAUUGGUAAAUAUUGUGCGUGCCAAGGUGUCAUUUUGUUCUGUGCGCGCCGGUGAAAAGUAUAUUUUUGUAAAGCCGCGGUGGUCUUGAUGGUUUCUGAAUGUGUACUCUCUAAGCAGCUUGUGCUAGACAUUCUUCUAACCUAACAAUCUGUAUUUUUUAGUGUGUGUGUAUGUGUGCGUGCAACACUAGUAAUCUGUGCUGUGGGUGUUUCUAUAAGGUUGUGUUCAAAUUCAAUUUGUGACUGGCCGAGUGGUUUCGGUGCAUCUCUGGGCACAUUCAUGUAGUUGUACAAGUGCAUUGAGAAUAUACUGCUUUGCUGCUUAUCGGGUGAUUUUGGGUGUGGAGUUUGUCUACAGAUUCGACUACAAGGAGCCAAAAGUCUGAUCAAUAGACUUUGUGAUAUAAAUUCUUAAUCCUUAACUGGCAAUGGAUUAAUUUUUCUUGAUUGGAUAAACGGUUUUAUACUCAACAGUAGAACAUGUCAUUCUGCUUAAUGGUUGGAAUUGUAUUCUUUCUUCUUUAUUUUUCUUUUUUUGCCUGAAAAGAUUACUGAAACUUAUCAUGUUCUCGGAAGAAUUGAGGAAGACCUAGCCUUUUGCUGGUCUCAAUGACAUCUCUGUCUCCAUAGUUGGCACUGGAUGAAAGUCACAUUAUCUUGGUUGGGUUGCAGCUGAAUUUAAUUUUAAAAAAAAAAUCUUA
Lampris incognitus (smalleye Pacific opah) is the source of this 4049-nucleotide messenger RNA. RefSeq names its product WD repeat containing, antisense to TP53 (gene wrap53). Lineage: Eukaryota; Metazoa; Chordata; Actinopteri; Lampriformes; Lampridae. The transcript has 12 exons. Gene Ontology annotation, cellular component: Cajal body. Gene Ontology annotation, molecular function: protein binding; RNA binding. The coding region runs from base 469 to 2139 and encodes 556 amino acids. Gene Ontology annotation, biological process: Cajal body organization. The record is from RefSeq and is a predicted model, not a curated record.